This is a messenger RNA of Cyclocybe aegerita, 603 nucleotides long. The record is from the annotation of a GenBank genome assembly. NCBI's taxonomy places the organism in Eukaryota, Fungi, Basidiomycota, Agaricomycetes, Agaricales, Hemipholiotaceae.
UGUCUGUGAAAACGUACAGUUGGGUUUCUCUAUGGUUCUUGUUCACUGCCCCUGUCUUGUUCUGGGAUGCGGGGUUUUGUUUCAUGAGGUGGGUGCAGAACCUCUUCUCGGUGCUCAAUUGGUUGGUGCUCAUCAUCUACGCCUCUCGUUUCAGACCGCGUUCAAUGGUGGGAGGAUACCUCCAUUGGAUCUGGGCGCCCUAUGCCAUCUACCAGAAGGUUGAUCGGGUUUUCGAUGUCGAGGCCUUCGAGAGCGGAGAUGGGUUCCUCUACGCGCAAGGCGCCCUGAGCGCCCUCGAGACCUUCAUAAGCCUCGUCUAUGUCUACAAGGCGCAUGUCUCGAAGACCUCGUCAGCGCCUCUCUUCGGCUUCAGCGCCGCAAUUACGACACUGUUCAAGACGAUCCUUUUCAUCUCGAUGGAGGUCUUCUGUGGAUAUUGUUCAACUGGCCAUAAUUCUAGGCUGGAUUUCCUGAAAUAUUGGGCCAUUCCAAACGGGAUGUGGUUGCUUUUCGAUUUUCUCAUUGUUAUCCGACUUGGGUUGGACAUUUUGGGCUCCCUGCAGGUUGCAGCGAGGGCGGAGGCUUCAGCAAAGAAGAAAUGAU